CGCAGGGACUGCCCGCGCGAAUGGCUUCGAACGCACGCGCCCCACCCCACAUUUCACAGUCGCCUUGACGACCGGGAGGUCCGCAACGGCUGCGGGGACAAGUCCGUUGAGGCUGCCAGGCGAGUCAGGCCUUUCUGGACCUCGCCCGACUGGGCUGGGCUGUGCCUGAAAUUGACCCAGCUCCGCCAGGGAUUAUGAGAAAACAAGGAGUAAGCUCAAAGCCGCUACAAUCUUCCCGCCCCAGCCAGUCUAAGCGGCGGCGCGGGGCCUCCCCCGCCUGGGAGCCGGAGGUGGAGGCGGAGGUGGAAAAGUCGGCCCUAGGCGGCGGCAGCCUGCCAAGGGGCGCCCCGAGGUGCUCCACGCGGAGGAUCCGAAAUCUGAAAGCACGAAAAGGCUUGGAGCUAGAGGUGGGGGCCAAGACCCUUCUCGGCCCCUUCCAGUUCGCCCAUAAUUUCCUGGCGCAGCUUCGGGAAAAGGUACACGAACUGCAGGCGCGGCGGUUCUCCAGCAGGACCACUCUCGGCAUCGCCGUCUUUGUGGCAAUUUUACGUUGGUUACAUUUAGUAACACUUUUUGAAAAUGAUCGUCAUUUCUCUCACCUCUCAUCUUUGGAACGGGAGAUGACUUUUCGCACUGAAAUAGGACUUUAUUAUUCCUACUUCAAGACCAUUAUUGAAGCACCUUCAUUUUUGGAAGCACUGUGGUUGAUUAUGAAUGACAGGCUUACUGAAUAUCCUCUUGUAAUUAAUACAGUAAAAUGCUUCCAUCUUUAUCCAGAGGUAAUUUUGGCCAGCUGGUACCGGAUUUAUACAAAAAUAAUGGACUUGAUUGGUAUUCAAACCAAGAUAUGUUGGACGGUUACCAGAGGAGAAGGACUCAGCCCUAUUGAAAGCUGUGAAGGAUUAGGAGAUCCUGCUUGCUUUUAUGUUGCUGUAAUUUUUAUUUUAAAUGGACUAAUGAUGGCAUUAUUCUUCAUAUAUAGCACAUAUUUAAGUGGCAGCCGAUUAGGAGGCCUGGUUACAGUGUUGUGCUUCUUUUUCAAUUAUGGAGAGUGUACCCGUGUAAUGUGGACACCACCUCUCCGCGAAAGCUUCUCAUAUCCGUUUCUUGUUCUUCAAAUGUUGCUUGUGACUCAUAUUCUCAGGGCUACAAAACUUUAUAGAGGAAGCUUGAUUGCACUCUGCAUUUCCAAUGUAUUUUUCAAGCUUCCUUGGCAGUUUGCUCAAUUUGUACUUCUCACUCAGCUUGCAUCAUUAUUUGCAGGGUAUGUUGUCGGGUACAUUGAUAUAUGUAAAUUAUGGAAGAUCAUUUAUAUACACAUGAUUUCUCUUGCACUUUGUUUUGUUUUGAUGUUUGGGAACUCAAUGUUAUUAUUAUGCUUCUUCUUUGGUCAUUAUUUGGGGUAUUCUGGCAAUGAAACCACAUUUCCUGAAAAUAAAUGUAUCUGAACUUAGUUUAUGGGUUAUUCAAGGAUGUUUUUGGUUAUUUGGAACUGUCAUACUUAAAUACUUGACAUCUAAAAUUUUUGGUAUUACAGAUGACUAGAGACGGGGUUUCACCAUGUUAGCCAGGAUGAUCUUGAUCUCCGGACCUUGUUAUCUGCCCGUCUCGACCUCCCAAAGUGCUGGGAUUACAGUUCUUGUGGAAGAAAUGGAGAAAAAAUACAGGAAGAAGAGAGAAGAAAUGAAGACGGAAGCGAGUUCGACUCCUAUUCUCCCAGCUUCUUCCACACGUCUGUGAGGACAGAUCUUUCUAAAACAGCACAUCUCAAGGCCGGGCACGGUGACUCAUCCCUGUAAUCCCAGCACUUUGGGAGGCCAAGAUGGAGUUUCGCUCGUGUUGCCCAGGCUGGAGUGCAAUGGCGUGAUCUUGGCUCACCGCAACCUUCCUCUCCCGGGUUCAAGCAAUUCUUCUGCCUCAGCCUCCCAAGUAGCUAGGAUUACAGUGGAUUCCAAAGCAUGAGUGGGGCUGCUUUUGAAUAGUGGGAGACGGGAGUUUACCCCGAUCACAGAAACCAUACCAACUGAAAGACAAAUCAGCAUCUUGCUGGAUGACCCCUCACAGGGCUACUGGAUCC
This is a messenger RNA of Symphalangus syndactylus (siamang), 2077 nucleotides long. Its product is annotated as probable C-mannosyltransferase DPY19L2. The record is from RefSeq and is a predicted model, not a curated record. Gene Ontology annotation, molecular function: mannosyltransferase activity. Gene Ontology annotation, cellular component: nuclear inner membrane. Lineage: Eukaryota; Metazoa; Chordata; Mammalia; Primates; Hylobatidae.